This is a messenger RNA of Penicillium olsonii, 1950 nucleotides long. NCBI's taxonomy places the organism in Eukaryota, Fungi, Ascomycota, Eurotiomycetes, Eurotiales, Aspergillaceae. The record is from the annotation of a GenBank genome assembly.
AUGCAAGACGUUGUGAUCGAGUCAUGUGGACGCGGAAUUGUAGUGACUGGUGGUGCCGGAGGUGUGGCCAGUACUGGUCAAUCAGUUGGCUCGUACAUCUUGGUGGAUGCCAUCAUCGCCAACACGCCAACAGGAAUCCUCACAUCGUUAUAUGCAGAUGACUCUACGGCAGUCUUACUACAGAAUGUGGGAUUUUUCAAUGUGAAGGACGCAGUUGUAUCCGACACUACUACUGAGCCUCUCCUAUCUGGAGGAGAUGAGGUCCUCGUUGAUUCCUGGGGAUUCGGACUCUACCAUGACGAUACUGGACUUCAUUUCGCACAACAGCAGCAACUGCCAGCCUUGGAGCGGAAGAAGAUACUCACAGGCAGCCAGUCAUAUGUCAAAGGGACCUCGAAUUUCUUUGCCCGUCGUCGUCCUCAGUACUUUGGUCUCAACGGCGGUCAGGUCUUCGAUGUCAAAGCAUAUGGUGCUAAAGGUGAUGGCACCACGGAUGAUACAGCAGCUCUAAACAGUAUCCUCUCCACUGCUGCGAAUAUGUCUUCCAUCGUGUACUUCCCCUACGGUAUUUACGUGAUUAAAGAUACUCUACGUGUUCCGCUUGGUUCCCGGAUUGUCGGACAGGUUUGGCCGCAGAUUAUGGCGACAGGCAGCAAGUUUGAAGAUGCCGAGAAUCCCCAUGUUGCGGUCCAAGUGGGUAAAGAGGGUGAUGUUGGUAUCAUUGAAAUCCAAAAUAUGAUGUUCACGGCGUCUGGGCCCACAGCUGGUGCUGUUCUGAUGGAAUGGAAUGUCCACGAGUCUACACAAGGCUCUGCAGGUCUUUGGGAUUCUCACUUCCGCGUGGGCGGAGCUGUUGGUUCCCAGCUCCAGUCCGACAAAUGUCCCAAAAAGGCAUCAACUAUAAACAAAAACUGUAUCGGCGCGUCACUUAUGCUUCAUGUCACAAAAUCAGCUUCGGCUUACAUGGAGAACCUUUGGGCUUGGGUCGCGGACCAUGACCUUGACAAGGUGUCUCAGGACCAAGUGGACAUUUACGUGGCACGCGGUAUUCUAAUCGAAAGUCAGGGACCUACCUGGAUGUAUGGCACAGCUUCAGAGCACAGUGUCAUGUAUCAGUACCAAUUAUCGAGGGCCAAAAAUUUGGUGAUGGGAAUGAUACAAACCGAGUCCCCCUACUUCCAACCCACGCCUCCAAUGCCUGAGCCCUUCAAACUGGGCAAGUUCCCCGAUGACCCAGAAACUGGUGACUGCAAAACAUGCACGAGUUCGUGGGCUGUGAGAAUGCUCAAUUCGGAAUCGAUAUAUAUGCUCGGUGCAGGUAUUUACAGUUGGUUCAAUUCAUAUUCUCAAGACUGCUUGAACUCGAACGACUGCCAAGACAAAGCUUUCUACGUUGAGCAGAGUAGCGAUAUCUGGAUCGUCAAUCUUGUUACCAAGGCAAUUGUCCAGUCAAUCAGCCCGCUUGGGGAGACUGCGACGUAUGCCAAGGACACAAAGAAUGGCUUCAUGUCCUCUUUGCUUGGAUGGUUCCGCAAGGCAGACGACGUUAUCGGACAGCGUAACUUCACGGGAUUCUACUUUUACGAGGACGAUUCCGACUCAGACUAUUUGUCGACACUAUCCCCUAUUUGCCAAACAGCACUUACCAAGCUCAUCAACUGCGACGACGAGGUCUACAUGUUCCAGACACCUAAGUGGAGAAGGGGUCUGGAUAAUGACACUCUCAGUGAUUUGGUUUGUAGCCCUAGCUGCGGAAAAUCUUUGAGCACCUGGUUCCAUCAGGUCGCGGACAACUGUGCAGCUGAUGAAAGCGUUGCUCCAUUGAACAUCAAAGGUGGAAAUGCUUGGGCAGGAUGGAAUGAGACUUGCGCAAAGGAUGCCAAAAGUGGUAAAUACUGUGGUGGUAAGUUUAAAUAUCCUCCAACCUCACUUGACAGGCUCCCAUCCUGA